Schistosoma mattheei is the source of this 633-nucleotide messenger RNA. The record is from the annotation of a GenBank genome assembly. NCBI's taxonomy places the organism in Eukaryota, Metazoa, Platyhelminthes, Trematoda, Strigeidida, Schistosomatidae.
AUGAAUGUAUCUGAAGAGAACUGUGAAGGAUUCAUGCAUUUAAAAAAAUCUAAACCAAAAUCUGAAUGGGAUAAAUAUGCAAUAAUUGAUCGAUCGAAUUGGUUCAAAUCACAAAUCACUAAUAGUCCAAGUCCUACACGUUAUGAUAUAAAACGACUAGUUGUCGUACGUCCGAUUUCUUAUGGUUUCAAGAAUACUGGUCGAAUGAGACAAUGCUCAACAUUUACUAAUGAUGGUUUAUGGUUACUUCCCGGUGCCUAUAACGUUAAUGGAGUAGACGAAAAAUUAAAUCAAUGUCAUAGAACAUAUUCAUUUAAAAAUAUACCGAGAAAAUUUAAUGAUUUAUUGUUUGGUUUACAAGAUAAAAAUUUGUGUUUAGCUCCCGGCCAGUAUAACCCUUAUGGUGAAGAGCAGAUUAAAAAAACACAGUUGCCUUCAUAUCACAGUGUAUUUAAAUCAAAAUACCCCAGAUCUGUUUCAAGUCAAAAGCAAGAUAAUGUGCCUCCACCAGGUGCUUACAAUUUGUCAUUUAAUGAAACAUUUGGAAUAAUCUCUCCAUUUGUAUCACAGGUACCCAGAUUUAAACGUUCAAAAUCGUUUGUCCCAGGUCCUGGUACGUAUAAUAUCAAUUGA